ACGACGCGAUUAACAGACAGCGAUUGCAGAUCCGCCCGAGUCGAGUAUCGAUAAGAUGGAGGUGUGCAUCAACAUGCGCGUCUUCAAGGCGCUUAUCUUGGUGAACGCGCUGCUGGUGAUGGGCCUCGAGGCGAAUCCCCUGCUGCAGCAUUCCCGCGAGCGAGAGUCGAAGCCCGGCUACAACGAUAACCCGGAGGCCGAUUCGAAGAAGGAGCUGUCGAGCGACCAUUACGACCAGCGCCAGAACGGCACGGAAAAUUACAGAGUCAAGGUUGACGGUUUGGUGUUCAUCUUAGCCCCUGCGGACAGUCUCUUAUUGGCCGGCGCAGCACUCGAGCCGAACUUUACUUCGUUGUUCUCGGAGAGCGGCAAACCGAAGCCGAAGCUAGAGAAGGAUUAUGCGCCAAAAGCGAAGGACGACAAAGUAGAGGCGCUCAAAUCAACUCAGCAGGAUCACGCGCACAUGGCUCACAAGUACGAUGAAACUUAACUCUAACUGGCCCUC
Ceratosolen solmsi marchali is the source of this 505-nucleotide messenger RNA. RefSeq lists its product as uncharacterized. Bases 56 to 490 code for a protein of 144 amino acids. The record is from RefSeq and is a predicted model, not a curated record. NCBI's taxonomy places the organism in Eukaryota, Metazoa, Arthropoda, Insecta, Hymenoptera, Agaonidae. The transcript is spliced from 2 exons.